AUGCGAAUAUUAGUAGCAUUGUGUGUGUUGAUCUCGCAGCCAAACGCAGAGGCACUGCGCAUGGCCAUAAAUUGUACAAAUACUGGAGAUUGUAGUCACGGCGAAACGUGUGUCGCCGGUGAUUCAGUGACACCUGUUCAAACUUGCGUGGCGGGUGUGGCGUGCGGUGGCUCUACAUCGGGUAGCUGUCCGUCAGAUCUCGUUAAUGGUCAAUUGGCUUGUAUCAAGCGAGACGGCAUUUACAAGUGUUUAUCCAUUGACCGAUGUGAUGAGUAUUUUGGAAACUCGUUAUGCAGUGGUGGAUGUAAUGCAGACGGCGUACAGUGUAGUGGGCAGGGGUCAUGCUCUGUGGCAUCGACAAGUUUGGAUGGGGUUCCGAGUUUUGGCUGUACGUGCAAUAACGGCUUCAGUGGCGACAAGUGCGAGACCGGGGCUACAUCUGGCUCUGCUUCACAGGCUACAAGCAGAAUUUCCAGCACAUCCGGCUCCAUUGCUACGGAUUUUAGUUUGUCUACCAGCUCUUCAUUAGCUAAUGCAUCCUCAAAUACGACCAGCUUGACAUCAGGGUCUGUGGGUGGAUCUAGUGACAGCUCAUUGGAUAGCUCUUGGUCGUCGUUUCCUGCUGCUUUGAUUGGAGAUGACACCAACGACAGAGAAAGAUUGACACCCCAGUCCGAUAGCAGAGGAUCAGAAGCGGUCGACUCGGACUCCAGUGGCACUAGCUCGGCCGUGUUCAUUAUUAUCGGCAUAUUAGCAGCUUGUAUUAUCUUCGGCUCGCUCAUGUUCGCCAUGUAUUCAAGGAAGAGGAAGCGCGAACAGGAGGCGGAAGCUGGUGGCAUUGGGGUACCAGCAGCACUUGCGGCGACUGCAGGCGAGAGCGGUGCUGAUACACCCAAAAGCAACAUUGUCACAAUGUAG
Molecule: messenger RNA, 918 nt
Organism: Peronospora belbahrii
Lineage: Eukaryota; Oomycota; Peronosporomycetes; Peronosporales; Peronosporaceae
Source: the annotation of a GenBank genome assembly